Dentiscutata erythropus is the source of this 858-nucleotide messenger RNA. NCBI's taxonomy places the organism in Eukaryota, Fungi, Glomeromycota, Glomeromycetes, Diversisporales, Gigasporaceae. The record is from the annotation of a GenBank genome assembly.
AUGUUUUCCGAUCCCGAUUUCUUAGGUCCUUUUAAUGGGAAAAAGUGGUCAAUUAAAACAGUUGAUGUUGAAAAUUCUCGUGUUCGGUUCCUUGGUAACUUGGUUCUAAAUUUAUGGGAUUGUGGCGGUCAAGAAACGUUUAUGGAAAAUUACUUUGCUACCCAACGUGAGCAUAUUUUUCGUAACGUUGAAGUACUCAUCUAUGUCUUUGACGUAGAAUCUAGAGAGAUCGAAAGAGAUAUGCAUUAUUACCAAGAUUGCCUCGAGGCGAUAUUAGCAAAUUCUAAAGAUGCAAAGAUUUUUUGCUUGAUACACAAGAUGGACUUAGUACAAGAAGAAUUAAGAUCUCGAAUAUUUACCGAAAGGCUCAAUGAACUAAAAACACGAUCUGAACCUUUAAAAAUCACGGCAUUCGCAACAUCCAUAUGGGAUGAGACACUUUAUAAAGCUUGGUCUUCAAUAGUUCACUCUUUAAUUCCAAAUGUAAGAUUGCUCGAGUCACACCUUCAGAAUUUCGCCACAAUAUGUGAAGCAGAUGAAGUUGUGUUGUUUGAGCGAACUACAUUCUUAGUUAUUUCUCAUUCUACACGAAUCGAACAUACGGAUGUGCAUAGAUUUGAGAAAAUUAGUAAUUAUAUGAAGCAAUUCAAAUUGAGUUGUAGUAAAGCUCAGGCACAAUUUAGGAGCAUGGAAAUUCGACAGGCGAAUUUUGCCGCUUUUUUUGACGUUUUAACCACAAACACAUAUGUUAUGGUUAUUAUGUCAGAUCCAACUGUUGAAUCAGCUGCAACUCAAAUGAAUAUUAGCGUUGCACGAAAACAUUUCGAAAAGUUAGAAGUAGCACACAUGACGCGAUAA